AUGAGAAAUGUGCGUUCUCAAGAAUCGGCAGAGGAAAGAGCACAUCGGUUAAACUCUAUGAGAGUUAGUGCCUCAACUUCUCGAGCCAAUGAAAGCUCUCCAGAAAGAGAGAUGCGAUUAGCAGCUGACGGAGCGAGACGAGCUACAUACCGGGCGUCUCAAAGUUCUUCUCAACGAGAGCUAAGGCUUACCAUUGACCGAGAACAACAUGUGUUAUCCCGAGAAGCUGAAACUGCUUCACAACGAGAAUUGCGGCUCACAGCUGACCGCGAACGGCAUACAUUAUCUCGCGAAUCCGAAACCAACACUGAGAGAGAAUUACGUCUCACAGCUGAUGGCGAGCGGCAUGUACUAUUCUGUGAGUCCGAAACUUUCACUGAAAGGGAAUUGCUGCUCACAGCUGACCGCGAACGGCAUACAUUAUCUCGCGAGUCCGAAACCUACACUGAGAGGGAAUUACGUCUCACAGCUGAUCGCGAACGGCAUGUACUAUUCCGUGAGUCCGAAACCUUCACUGAAAGGGAAUUACGUCUCACAGCUGAUCGCGAACGGCAUGUACCAUCCUGUGAGUCCGAAACCUACACUGAGAGGGAAUUACGUCUAUCAGCUGACCGCGAACGGCAUACAUUAUCUCGCGAGUCCGAAACCUACACUGAGAGAGAAUUACGUCUCACAGCUGAUCGCGAACGUCAUAUUUUAUCUCGAGAAUCUGAAACUUUUACUCAAUAUGAAGACCGUUUGACAAAUGAUAGGGUGCAUCAUAAUAUUAUUCGAUCUCUUGAUGAUGAACAUGAGCAUAAACAACGACUAGAGUCGGGACGCGAAUAUUACAAUUCUUUGAGACAAGAACGAUUAAUAAGUUUGUCUAAUGAAAGAUUAAGAAUUGAAAAUAUUCGGUCUCUUGAAACGGACGAACAGCGAGAGGCCCGUCUUACUGCAGACAGAUUUCGACAUAGUCAAAAAAAAAAAAAAAUAUAA
Parnassius apollo (apollo) is the source of this 978-nucleotide messenger RNA. The record is from the annotation of a GenBank genome assembly. NCBI's taxonomy places the organism in Eukaryota, Metazoa, Arthropoda, Insecta, Lepidoptera, Papilionidae.